Molecule: messenger RNA, 1304 nt
Organism: Cylicostephanus goldi
Lineage: Eukaryota; Metazoa; Nematoda; Chromadorea; Rhabditida; Strongylidae
Source: the annotation of a GenBank genome assembly
AUGAAUUUCAGUGAUGAGCAUUCCGAAGCCGUUUAUCAGCAAGCUUUGAAAUUCUUGGAACGUGGGCGCGGUCAUGGUAUCGAAGGACGGAAGGCUGCUUAUCGACUCCUUGACCAAGCUGCACAAGCUGGGCACACAGAUUCUUUGAAACUUAUGGGUAAUCAGCUUCCUCUCAUUCACUUAGGCUAUGCUCAUUUGUUUGGUGAUCGUGCUCGCUGGUCCAUUGAUGAAGCAAAGAAGAUAUUCGAGGAACUCGCUGAAAGUGGAUCGCCAGAUGCGCAACUUGGACUUGCCUUCAUGCACGCUACUGGCUUGGGAGUUUCGAAGUCGAAUCAAGCGAAGGCUCUGGUCUACUAUAUGUUCUCGGCUCUUGGUGGAAAUCCUCUCGCGCAGAUGGCUAUGGCUACUCUGUUAUGGGUGUCUAUAUAUGUUCUUAGUUGUCCAUCUUUACUAGUUCCUGCGGCUCUGUUGACGGGUUAUCGCUACUACGCAGGAAUAGCAGUUCCUCAAAACUGCGAGAAUGCCCUAUCAUACUACGAAAAGGCAGCCGAUAAAGUGGCGGAAGGAUUUAAGUUUUCCACUGGGCUAGCUAUCCAGCGAAUAAGACUUACCGAUGAAAUGGAGCCUUCAUCGACCAAUGCAGUCACGACGCCUAUGGAUCAGAAUCUGAUAGAGUACUAUCGCUUCUUAGCAGAAAAGGGUGAUGUCUCAGCUCAGGUCGGGCUUGGACAACUAUAUCUGACCGGCGGGCGAGGUGUCGAACAAAAUUUUGAGCUGGCUAACAAAUACUUCUCAUCAGCCGCUGAAGCUGGGCAUGCAGGUGCUUUCGCUUUUCUUGGCAAGAUGUACCUUGAUGGAACGCACGUUACUCCACAAGAUAACACCACGGCUUUCAACUUCUUCUUGCGCAGCGCUGAUAAGGGAAAUCACAAUGGCCAGGCUGGCUUAGGAGUCAUGUACAUGCAAGGAAGAGGUGUUCGCAGGGACUAUGAAAAGGCAUACCGCUUGUUCUCGCUAGCCGCCGAGCAGGGCUGGGUUGAUGCGCAACUGUACUUGGGAGACAUAUGUACUUAUCUAGAUGGUCUCGGCGUGAAAAAGGAUUUCAAAGCUGCGUUGAAAUAUUAUCAAAUGGCCACACAAAAUGGCCAUGUUUUGGCUUCAUACAAUCUUGCACGCAUGCACUCUUCCGGUAUCGGUGUGCUGAGAUCCUGCACGACAGCUGUUGAGUUCUACAAAAAUGUCGCUGAACGGGGUCGCUGGAGCGAAAAAUUGAUGGAAGCCUACACUUCUUACAAGGUAUAAUA